Molecule: messenger RNA, 4421 nt
Organism: Ricinus communis (castor bean)
Lineage: Eukaryota; Viridiplantae; Streptophyta; Magnoliopsida; Malpighiales; Euphorbiaceae
Product: COP1-interacting protein 7
Exons: 13
Coding region: 280-4176 (1298 amino acids)
Source: RefSeq, a predicted model, not a curated record
UGGGCAUCCAAAGUUUCUAUCUUUCUCUCUCUACAGGAGAGCUCUUUUUCUCUCUCUAAACUUUCCUCUUUUGGGUUCUGCAACUUCACUUUAGUUUCUUUAGCUCUCUUUUUGAUGCAGAGAGCUGAAAAAAUCUCUUUUGUUUACUAGAGGUUUUUUUUAUAUAAAUGUUAAGUCUUUAGCUACUCUUUUUUUUUUUUUUUUUUUGGGUUUUCCUUUGAUCUUGUUUCUGAGUUCAGGUGAGUAAAGAUCGAUUCUUUUAGUCAAAACAAAAAAGAAAUGAAGUAUUCAACUCGGCUUGACUCAGCUGUUUUUCAACUCACUCCAACUCGGACCAGAUGUGAAUUGGUUAUAUCUGCAAAUGGAAAGACCGAGAAAAUAGCUUCUGGUUUGGUUAAUCCAUUUCUUGCCCACUUGAAGACUGCACAAGAUCAGAUGGCGAAGGGAGGUUACUCAAUUAUUCUUGAGCCAGAGCCUGGAACUGGCGCAACAUGGUUCACCAAAGAGACAGUUGAGAGGUUUGUUCGUUUUGUGAGCACUCCAGAGAUCUUGGAGCGGGUGCACACCUUAGAAUCUGAAAUUUUGCAGAUUGAGGAGGCAAUAGCCAUUCAAAGUAACAACGACAUAGGGUUGAACAUGGUAGAAAAUCAUCAAGCUAAACCUGUGGCACGCAUUGAAGGUAGCAAGGCUCUUCUAGAUUCUAAUGAGGAGAAAGCAAUUGUCCUCUAUAAGCCGGGUUCACAUCCACUUGAAGCAAAUGGAUCAGCAGCACACGAGGGAAAUUCAAAAGUCCAGCUUAUGAAAGUUCUGGAGACACGCAAAACUGUGCUGCAGAAAGAGCAAGGCAUGGCCUUUGCACGUGCUGUAGCUGCUGGUUAUGACAUUGAUCAUAUGGCACCUUUGAUGUCAUUUGCUGAAAGUUUUGGGGCCACACGUUUAAUGGAUGCAUGUGUGAGAUUUAUGGACUUGUGGAAAAGAAAGCAUGAAACUGGCCAAUGGGUUGAAAUUGAAGCUGCUGAAGCAAUGUCUAGUCGGUCAGACUUUGCUGUUAUGAAUGCAUCUGGCAUUGUUCUUUCUAGUGCAACUAACAAGCAAUGGCCUGGAACUCCAGAGAGUAAUGGGGAAGCAGUAGACGUUCAUCCCAUGGAUCAACAGCCAUCUCCAAGCCAGCAAGAAUAUUCUCAAGGCCAUUUUCCACAUCCUAUGUACCCCCAUUGGCCUAUGCAUUCUCCACCUGGUGCAUUACCUGUGUUUCAAGGAUAUCCUAUGCAAGGCAUUCCUUACUAUCAGAAUUAUCCAGGAAAUGGCCCCUAUUACCAGCCACCAUAUCCAUCAGGGGAAGAUAUGAGACUUAAUGCUGGUCAAAGAAAGGGACAUAGACGGCAUUCUAUGGAUAAUGGAGAUGGUAACACUGAUUCGGAAACUGGGGAUGUGGAUGUGGAGUUGGAGAAGGAAACUUCAGGAAAUCGAGAAUCAGAGAAAAAGUCUAGUCGAUCAAGUAAAAAACAAUCCGGAAUGGUCGUUAUUCGGAACAUAAAUUAUAUCACUUCUAGGAGGCAGGAAUCAUCUGGUAGUGAAUCAGAGUCAGCUUCUGGUUCUGAAACUGAUGAGGAAAAGGAAGAUUUAUCAGCAACUACAAGUAUCAAGCAUAAGAACUCCCUUAGAUCCUCAAAAAGGAAAGGUAACUAUACCAAAUCUACAAAUAAGUUAGAUUCAGCUGAUAUGGAAGGAAUAAUUAAUGGGAACGAGGCAGAUGGUGGCCACUGGCAAGCAUUUCAAAGUCAUUUACUAAAAGGUGCUGAUGAAGCUGAACAUGCUGCAGAUAAAGGUAUGUUCGCAAUGGAAAAUGAUCAAGUCAAAAGGCGGCAAAAUAUAGCAGGUCAUGAUCCUCUACUUUUUAAAGGGCGAGAUGCGGGUGAUAAUCAAGAUGGUAAUAUGACAGAUAUGCAAAGAAUUAGUGGAAACUUGGGCCAUAUGACUAGGGUUUCAAAUGAUGCAUCAUUGAUGUCGAGAAGGAUGGGUGAAACUAGUGAUGAUGGAAGCUUCAUGGAUGGUCAGAUGGAUAUACAAUCUGCAGAAGUAGAUGGCAGGAGAGGUAGGUGUAGAUCAUUAAAUGAUGAUUUUAUGGUGCAUAAGCGAGAAAACCAGUCCGGUUACAUGGAUUCGCCACCAGACCCGCUGGUUAUGAAUGGAGCUGUGCAUGCAAACAAGAAUUUAAACAGGAGUUCAUCACAUAAUAUGGAUGAUGAUUCUUAUGUGGUUUCACUGAGGUCAACCUCAGUAGAUCAAAAUGGAACUGUUGGAAGACCUGCAAUUGACAUGGAUUCUGAGUUCCCAUCAUCUCAGGCUGAGAACUUAUCUACCCGGCUUGCGAGCCAAGUCAAAUAUGAACCAGAUGAUUUAAGUUUGAUGCCUGAGCGUGCAUCAGAAAAAGGAACUGUUGGUUAUGACCCUGCUUUAGAUUAUGAAAUGCAGGUUCUUGCUGAAAAUGGUGGUUCAUUAGAUAAGAAAAAUAAGGAGGCAGUGACUGGUGUCAAGCAAGGUACUAAAAAGGUAGACAAGGAGCGGAAAUCAAAACUUAUUCUGGAUGCUUCAGAUAAAAAGAAGACAGUGGGACCAAUAAGAAAAGGUAAACCUUCAAAAUUUAGUCCUCUUGAUGAAGCCAAGGCACGUGCUGAGAGGCUAAGAACCUUUAAAGCUGAUCUUCUGAAAAUGAAGAAGGAGAAGGAAGAGGAGCAGAUAAAACGUUUAGAGGCAUUAAAGUUAGAAAGGCAAAAGAGAAUUGCUGCCAGAGGCAGCUCCAUUCCUGCUCAAACUAGAAAAUCUUUACCUGCUAAACUUUCUCCAAGCCCUCAUAAAGGAUCAAAGUUUAGUGAUUCAGAGCCUGGAUCAGCAUCUCCUCUGCAAAGGUUCCCUGUGAGAACCAUCUCUGCAGGAUCUAGUGGCUCUCUUAAAGCUUCUAAACCCAGCAAAUUGAGUCCCGGUAGUCACUCGGCAGGAAAUAGGUUAAGCCGGUCAGUAUCAUCAUUGCCUGAACCAAAGAAAGAGACUGGUGGUACAACUCCUGAGGCAAAGGCAUCCAUGGCUCGAAUUAGAAGAUUAUCAGAGCCUAAAGUAAGUAGCAGCAAUCGUGUUACUUCAGUUAAGCCACGAAAUACUGAACCAGCAUCAAAGCCGAAAGUAGCCAAUGGAUCUGAUAGCAAGAAACUAUCUGCAAUUGUGAACUAUGAUAAGAACAAGACUGCAUCUCUCCCAGAACUGAAAAUUAAAACCACAAAAGCACCUGAUGUUGCACAAGGAAAUUCAGCUGGGAAAGAAAUGGUGCAUAAGCCUAAUGAAGGCAAGUCUAAUACCAUUUCUAUAGGUGCUGAAGUGAAAAGGAGUAGUGACAAAGUUUCCCAUCAUAGUGAUGCGGAUGAUAACCCAAUAAUUGAAAAAAAUGUUGUGGUGCUAGAAUGUGAGAAGCCCUCCAUUCCUGCUGUGCACACAUCCAGUGGUUAUGUAACAGGGGAGAAAACUGAGGCGCUACCGGACUGUGCAGCUAUUCGAGCACCAGUUUCGCCACUUACCAUGGAUGUUGAUAAAGAACCCAGCGAACAUCAGUUACCAGCAAUAUCCAGUGCAUAUAAGGCCACAACUGAAAAUGUAAGUAAUGUAGAGAAGGAAGUGCCAAAUACUUCAAGAAUAACCAUUUCUGAAAAACCAUACCAAGCUCCUUUUGCUAGAGUCUCUUCUUUGGAAGAUCCAUCUACUAGAAAUUCAGAUUAUGGCAAAGCACCUCCAACAAGCUUAGAGACAGUAACGGCAGGAAUGGAGACUUUCAAAGCUCAGAUAUCUGAUCCUAAAAGCGUGAAGUUAGAAAAGAUCCCUGAAGCAUUAGAUAAGUCUCAAACGAAGGAAUCAUCAAAAGGGUUUCGACGGCUGCUGAAGUUUGGAAAAAAGAGUCAUGCUACCAGUGAUCGCAAUGCUGAAUCGGACAGUGUCAGUCUGAAUGGUUCCGAGGCAGAUGAUAAUGUUGCAAACAUUGCUUCUUCUAGCGAAGUUCAUACGCUGAAGAAUCUGAUCUCUCAAGAUGAAACCCCCACUGCUAGCAUAACUCCUCAGAAGACUUCUCGCCAUUUCUCCUUGUUAUCGCCGUUCAGAAGCAAGACUAGUGAAAAAAAGCUGAGUACUUGACAAUGUGAAUACUGUAUAUUUGAAGGUGAGAAAGCAGCAAUCAUGUCCUUGCAGAAGCAAGACUAGUGAAAAGAAGCCACUUGACAAUGUGAAUACUGUUAAAUUUGAAGGUAAAGCAUGUCUUGAUCUACACCAGUUAGGUUGUGAAUCAUUGCAGAUGUUGUGUUAAAAUUGUUGCCCUGUAACAGUGUUGCUGUACUUGAUCUUCGUACAUUCAUUUUCAAUUUUAAAGUUCUUUUGGUGAA